Molecule: messenger RNA, 3328 nt
Organism: Tachyglossus aculeatus (Australian echidna)
Lineage: Eukaryota; Metazoa; Chordata; Mammalia; Monotremata; Tachyglossidae
Gene: GSAP
Product: gamma-secretase activating protein
Exons: 31
Coding region: 1-2547 (848 amino acids)
Biological process (GO): positive regulation of amyloid-beta formation
Cellular component (GO): trans-Golgi network
Source: RefSeq, a predicted model, not a curated record
AUGUCGCUGCAGCAGAGCGCCUCGUUCGAGCUGCGGCGGGACGUGGCCCCCAGCCUGGAGCCGCCGGAGCCGGGGGCCAAGGCCGAAGUCACUUUUAAGACAAACUCAGAAACCCUCCGUAUGGUGAACGUGGAAAGAGAUGGAACCAUUAUUUACACCUGGAAAGACACUGAGAGGAAUGUCCACUUCGGAUUAUACGAUCUCCAGACUAAACAGAAUGAGCACCUGUAUGUCUUUGAGAGAGACCUCCAAGUCAUCAGCUGUUCUGUCAACAGUGAGAAGACCUUGCUCGCCAUCAGCUUCUCCCAGUUAACCCAAGAAAGAAGAACAAAUGAACUUCAGCCAGUGUCGAAAUGCUUGACAUUGUUGGUGGAAAUUAACCCACUCAACAACGUGAAGGUCCUGAAGGCGGUCGAUAGCCGAAUAUGGGUCCAGUUCCUCUACCCAGUGGAUGACAGAAAGCCUUUUCCAGAGAGCCACCUGCUUGUUGUGUCGGAGGAGAAAUACCUGGAACAGUUUCACAUCGCGGUGACGGAACGAGAUGGAGGCCGGGUGGUGAAGUCCAAUUCCAGCCCCCUGCCUAGAGACCGAGUAGUGGAAGACUUCGCUUGGGCUCAGUGGGAAAUGUCGGAACAGAGGCUUUUCUACAUCAUCCCCGUGCAAUCAAGAAGCAUCUUAAAAUGCAUCCAGUUCUAUCCUGAUGAGAUCUUUAACAUAAUAUUUGAAGUUCCGCUGGACAUUUCAUUAAGUGACACAGGAUUGAAACUUGUGAACUUUGGGCCUGACUACUCCCAAGACCCAGAGAUGGGAUGCAAGCAGCAGAACCUGCGGGUCUUCACCCAUCAGACAGGAAGCUUGUGCGUCUGCUACAGCCAGCCAUCUGGUUCCCGGCUGGAGGCUACUUAUGUGCUGUUUUACAUCGAUAAAGGUUACAGUAAGACGUUCACUGUUGCCUUGCAGAACUCUGAUCCUCAGCCCACCCAGGAAGUUACUUUUUUUAACCUUGGCUUCUACGUGGCUGCCUGCCUCCCUGGGCAUUUCCUGCAUCUUCUCAACGUUCAGCACCCUGAAUUACUCUGCUACAGUCUGUUUGGAGCCGAUGCGUCUGGAGCGACGAACGGGCCGAGCCUCGGCUCUCUGCAGCCCCUGGCCGAAGGCGUGGUGUUGGACUGGGAUUCGGGAAGGCUGGUGAAAGUGAGCUUGAGCGAGGCCUCGCUGCUUCGGUUCCUGUGGGACAGCAAGCGGGACUGGGAAAGGCUGGCGGCACUGCACGGUUUGCUGUCGUGCUGCCCGAACCACAAGAAGCUGGAAGCCCAGAUUGUCUGCUGGAUCUUGGAGAACCUGUCGGCCUGCCAGGGAUUUGACCCAAUUCAGGAAUUCAUCAUUGCUUCUUUGUACUGGAGAGUGUGUGCAAAGACGAGGAACAUAGACAAACUCUUACCUUACUCAUCGCUGCUUCACUGGGAUACAGAGAUCCCUGGAAUCGCGUGUGUAACGGACGAUAUCUCCCUGCCGCUGAUGAAGAUACACAGCUUCAGGGGUUACUGGGAGAAGCUGAACGGCAACCUGGAAUGUGUCCGGGGUGCGGGCCCGCGCCUGCGUUACAACAACAACGUCCUGAGGAGGGAGUGGGAUCGCCUGCUCUUCGAGGAGCAGAGCGGAUGGACGAUGCCCGAGCUACAGCCGAGGAACGAUCUCCAGAUGGCAAAAAGGGUGCUGUCCAGACUUGAAGCCAGGGACCCAGAGCAGAGGCUGGCCCCGCUGUUCCAGGAGGAAGACUCCCACCAGAGAAUGCUUAUAGGGCAGAUGGUGACGGAGCUGAACCAUCACCUCCUGAGGCACGGCCAGCAAGUGGGGAAGCAGCAGAUCGGGCAGACGGCCCUGGACUACGUUGCCGAGUUGCUGGGCCUCGUUGGCCGCCUGGUGGACUCCAGCUGGAGGAAGCACAACCUCUGCCCCGGAGCUCCUCACUGCACAGGCCGUGGCGGGAUGGAGGAGGUGGCCGUGUUUCACACCAUGACCCGGAUCCUGGGGGCCGCAGUCGGGAUGUGUCUACCUCUGCCUCCUGGUUUCCACACGCUGCACCUGGUCCUGGGGGUCCGGUGCCUCCCCCUGUCCAUCCUGCUGCACUAUCUGGACGGCGGCAUCCUGCGGCUCACCGAGGCCGGGGCCACCAGGCUCCUGAAAGACCUGGACAACAGUGAGAAGAACGAACAACUCAAAUUCAGCAUCGUGGCUCGACUCCCUCCGUCCAUCGUGCCCAAAGUCAGUCAGCUGUGGGACCACCCCACGAGCUCCAACAUCAUCGCCAGGAAACACGUGCAGCUGCUGCUGCAGAAAUUUGGGGCACACCGGCCCAGGCCCGCUGUGAUUGACAAGUCAUUGUACGAGUUGGAGUUCCUGCCUCUGAACUACUUGGCCAAAAUGCUGGCAGAAAUGGAGGUUGGCGAUGAAGUUCUCAAUCCUCGCGAAGACCAGGACCAUGUGGACGCCAGAUUCGUGGAGGAAGCGGCCUUGAAAGAAACUACCAUGAUUCUGGGCCUCUAAAGGGGGCAAAAAUGUCAGUUAACUUGCACCUUUUCCACAUUUCUCCCUAUACCUGCACUUAGAGGGGCUUGGCUGUGUAACCCAAAUUCCUCCUGUAUACGACCUUAAGGAAGGGAAAGGCUAAAACUCUUCCCCACGGUGGUUCAGAAACAUCUAGGCUGAUGGGGUAACCGAGCCUCUCGAGGUUUCUGCCUGGGGGGAGGUAGGGAGAGACGCUCCAGCAGUUGCAGGUUAAACUGCGGCAGCUUCUCCUCCUCCAGACUGGGGUGGGGUGUGCAGGGGUCGUGAGAAUGUCAGGUAGGCGAAGGAGCAGAUGGGAGGUCUGGGGUAAGGCCCGGAGGCAGAGAAAGGAGCCGUUGUCUUUCUUAAAAAAUGCGGGUGGGCCAGGGCUUCUCUGGGUUGAAACGGUACGAAUACGGCAGGGUGAGGAAUGGCCCAGUGAGCAAUGAAGGAAUGCAUUCCUCUAAAUAAUGGAGAGUUAGAAAUGAAACAAGUUCCUAAUGACUCCAGGAAAAGCAGAUUUGGAUCCCGAGUAAAGGUUUACUACUGAUUGGUGUCAGGGCCCAAGCAGCUUCUGUUUCCAAUGGGUAAGCUUUUGUAAUAUACGGUAGAUGUGUAUAUAACGUAGCUGAAGGAGGUUUUGUUUUUUUUGGGGGGGGUUUUGGUAAUUGAAAGGUCUUUGAACGGAAUUGUAUUUAAUUUUAUACCAGUGGCUUUUUUUAGUGUUUAUAAGACGUUUAAACUGGUGAAAAGUUUCAAAUAAACCCUAUUAGUAUCCUGG